Molecule: messenger RNA, 1581 nt
Organism: Trematomus bernacchii (emerald rockcod)
Lineage: Eukaryota; Metazoa; Chordata; Actinopteri; Perciformes; Nototheniidae
Gene: rlbp1a
Product: retinaldehyde binding protein 1a
Exons: 8
Coding region: 57-995 (312 amino acids)
Cellular component (GO): membrane
Molecular function (GO): phosphatidylinositol bisphosphate binding
Source: RefSeq, a predicted model, not a curated record
CUCCUCUCCUCCCGUCUGCUUAAAGUGUUAGUGAAACACUGCGAGACACUGCAACCAUGGCUGCUACUGGAUCUUUCCGCAUGGUGUCAGAGGACGAGCAGGCCAUGAGGUCUAAGCUGGAGCAUUUGACAGUGAAGGAUCAUGGGCCGGUGUUUGGGCCAUGCCAAAAACUGCCUGGACACACUGUGCAAAAGGCGAAGGAUGAGCUGGGUGAGACGGAGGAGAGGCGGGCGUCCUCGCUGAAGGACCUUCGGGCCACGAUGAAGGACAGAGCGGCGGAGGGAGACGAGCUGGCCAAACUGGUGCUGGAGCGCUUCGGGGACAAACCGGACUCUCUGCUGCUGCGCUUCCUCAGGGCUCGCAAGUUUGAUGUUGCCAGAGCCUACGAGCUCAUGAAGGGUUACGUGCGCUUCAGGAAGGACUAUCCCGAGCUGUUUGAGAACCUGACCCCGGAGGCGGUCCGCAGCACCAUCGAGGCGGGAUACCCCGUGGUUCUGCCCAGCAGGGACAAGUAUGGCCGAGCGGUCCUGCUCUUCAACAUCGAGAACUGGGACCUGGAGGAGAUCACAUUCGAUGAGAUCUUAAGAGCUUACUGUGUGAUCCUGGAGAAGUUGCUGGAGAAUGAAGAAACCCAGAUCAAUGGCUUUGUCCUGGUUGAGAAUUUCAAGGGCUUCAGCAUGCAGCACGCGUCGGGAAUAAAGCCGGCUGAGCUCAAGAAGAUGGUGGACAUGCUGCAGGACUCUUUCCCUGCCCGUUUCAAGGCGGUGCACGUUACCCACCAGCCCUGGUACUUCACCACCACAUACAACGUGGUCAAACCCUUCAUGAAGAGCAAGCUGCUGGAGAGGGUCUUUGUUCACGGCGACGAGUUGGACAACUUCUUCAAAGAAUUUGACGCUGACAUCCUGCCGUCAGAUUUUGAUGGGAAAGCCUCGGUGACGGACUGCCAGGCCAUCGCCACCAAGCUGUUUGGAUCUGAAGACACCGCUCUCUGAAAGAACAGCCCUGCAUAUCCAACCCAAGAGUUAUAGCGUCCUCCACCCUAGAUGCUUAGAUCUUUCAGUCUAAGUUCUAUUUCGAAGCUAGGUUGACAUUUUAUAUUAUUCAUCAGGCAGCAAAAAUACGAGUUAGGGGAAGGGGAUUGUUUGCAAAUAAAUAUAUGAUGAACGGGAAGAAAAAGGAUGUUUAGAUAUUACUCAGAGAAUAACAGGUGGUAAAUUUGUUUAACUAUAGAGCGCUGACAUUCAUUGUUAGUGGAAGAGCAGAGGGAAAAUGAGUUGAUAAGAGUUAGUUUGGUUUGGGGUUCCUCAACUUAAAAACGUAAAGUCACAACAAACAGAGCAGCCUCGUGCCUCUGACCCUGAAUGAGUACAGAAGUGUUUCACAGUCUCAGGGGUUUAGAAAGAUAGGAAGAAGGAAAACUGAUCAUGUAUUUGCCUGCAUUUGAUUAUUGUAUUAGGAGCAGGAGCCUCCUGAUGCAGUGCCUUGGAAACAGCCUUGUUUCAGUAGUGACUCUCAGAGGCCUGAUGUACCACAGAAAUCCAUUCUGCAUUUUGCACUGGAUUGGGAAAUGUUCAAAUA